Molecule: messenger RNA, 5294 nt
Organism: Drosophila guanche
Lineage: Eukaryota; Metazoa; Arthropoda; Insecta; Diptera; Drosophilidae
Product: tolloid-like protein 1
Exons: 18
Coding region: 516-4091 (1191 amino acids)
Cellular component (GO): plasma membrane
Molecular function (GO): protein binding
Source: RefSeq, a predicted model, not a curated record
CAGUGCGUGAGGACGUUAACGAGCAGUGUUUAAACAGCAUAAACCCGCAAACAAUUACCCAGAACAGACUCUAAUCCUUUCAAUCUGUGUCUUUGUGUCUCUCUCCCAAACCCCAAAGGAUUUAACGUGAAAGUGACUCGAGUGCGAAAUGAUAUUCUAAGAAACAAAAGCGAAUCAAGCCAAAGCCAAAGCCAGAGCCAAAGUGCAAACAAAACGAAACGAAAAGUGUUCAGCAAAAUACAUUGCCAACCCAAACCCAUUGCCAAACAACAGGAAUUGGGCCCAAGGAGCCGCCAGACUGCACCCCAAUGCAGUCCCCACUGUAGCCCAGAGCAAGGAACUUCCUUUCUUCACCCAACUGAAGCAAUUAACUGAAAAUGUAGCAGUGGCAAGAACAUGGCCCAACUGGAACAGCAAAUGCCAUGCGAUGCAACUAGCAUAAAUAAACUGAAAGGAUUCCGUGAUUAGGACGUGUUGUACCCUAACGCUCUAAAUGCAGACGAUAUGGGCACAACAUGGCCUCAGCACAGAUACGACAUUUCUAUAACACACCAACAACAAUUUCUUCAACAACAACAACAACAACAACGACACGACAACUCUUACAACAAACACUGCAGCAGCGGCAACAACAGCAACAGCACACAAACAACUGCAACAGCAAACGGAAGCAAUUUCAAAGCGAAUUCUUUUUAUGCCACACACAAACACAAAGAGAACCGGAGGCAGCAUCGGCAACAUCAACAGAAACAGCAACAUUAUGCCAGCCAACACUCGGGGCAACAUCAGCAGGCAGAGGAGCAGAGGAGGUCGGGGGAGCUGCAACAGAUGAUGCACGAACGUGGAAAAGUCAUAAAGGUGCAACAGCCUGGCAAUGGACCACACCUGAGAUCGCUGCCAGCCACAAUCACGGAAUGCUGUCCACAGCUGGAAGCUGCCAAGGACAGCCAUAUCCUCUGGCAGGCUGCACUGCCACUGCCACUGCUCCUACUGCUGCUGCCGCUCCUGCUGCUGCCAUGCCAUGCCUGGCUCUGGCUGCUGUGGCCGCCUCUACAGGGAUCUCUAAGCAGACUGGCCUCAGCAGCAACACGACAAGCCCUCGCCUAUCACGCUUAUCUUCCAAUGCCAGCCAAGACUCUACGAAACCACAACGAAAGCCCCCUCAAGAUGGGCCCGGGAACACCAGCACUGGCACGGCGGACACUCACACUCCUCAGUCCGCCAGUCCGGUCAGCAUCUUCAUGGAUGUGCAGAAGUUUGCACGCUCUAUAUUUCCGCUUGUUAUCAUCUUCAAUCUGCUGCCCUUGUUCUAUGCAGGUACGUACGCAAGAUCCAAUCAAAAGCAGUGUGAUCAGACAUUUGUGUCGCGGAUUGGUGGGCCUCAGAAUGGCACCUUCUCGGCCCCGCUGCUGCACAAUCAUCGCAAUCAUUCGCGCCAAUGCCUCUACACUUUCCUAGCAGGACCUGGCCAGCGUGUCGAAGUAGUUUUUAAAUCGUUUAGUUUAAGAGGAAGUCCACCAGACGGUUCGGCCGUCGGUGAAUUACCAAGCUGUGUUCAUGAGUACAUGGAUAUUUACUCGGAGGUGCAAUCGUCAGAGCCUGCGGAGCUUAUCAAUUCACCAUUCGGUGGUCGGUAUUGUGGCUCCAUACCGCCGCGUCGUCGCAUUUCCAUGUACCGAGCCGUUGUCAUUUCAUUUUUUAGCAACAAGAACGUGUCCACCGACCUGUUCGAGGGCACGUUUAGGUUUAUAAAUGCAUCGGAAUAUGAAAUUGGCAUACCCAUUGCGGGAUCGCCAUGUUCCUACACGAUAACGCCGAGCAUGAGUGUGAAUAAGACCGGUACGCUCAUAUCGCCAACCUAUCCAGGUGCCUAUCCGAAGGAUAUGUCGUGCACAUAUCAGUUUCUUGGUGAAUCGAAUCAGAGAGUUAGAUUAGAGUUUCGUGAUUUUGAUCUAUUUUUUGGUGGACCACACUGCCCAUUUGACUAUGUGAAAGUGUACGAUGGCCCAGAUAAUUCGUCAGCAUUAAUCGGUACAUAUUGCGGACAGCAAAGAAACUUAGUUUUGUAUUCGAGCGAGUCGAGCCUUUUUGUUCAUUUUUAUACGUUACCGCGCACCGCAAAUACCCAGAAUCGUGGCUUUAAAGGAUUUUAUGAAUUUAGCGAGGGUUUUGUUAAAUUAGAUUUUAUACGUGAAAAUGAUGGCAUUCACAUACGUGGCUCAGAAUGUGAUCAAAAGAUUUUAUCGAAAAAGGAGUCGACCGGCUUUGUGCUCUCCCCAAACUAUCCCUAUCCCUAUAUACCAAAAACUGUGUGUAGAUAUUUCAUCUAUGGCAUGCAGGAUGCACAGCAUCUGGAGCGUGUGCGCCUCGAGUUUACCAGCACUUUCAACAUACCACAAGUUAGCCACAAAGACAAGAGCGAAUCCAACUGCACGGAUGGCUAUCUGAAGAUCUAUCUGAAGGGGCAGGAGACUGCCGAUGCCUACGACAAAUUCGACUAUGAACUUUGUGGCAAUGAGACGCAGCGCGUGAUCAGCGAGGGGCCGCGCCUGGCCAUGGUCUUCAGUUCGGGAGAGCUGCAGGGGCGUGGCUUCAAGGGCAAGUACACCUUCGAGACGGAGUACAAGAUACCCGGCACCGCGGCCCCGGAUGGCACCUGCAGCUUCACGUACGUGAGCAGCUCGAAGAAGCGCGGAGAGCUAAACAGUCCCCGAUAUCCCUCCAACUAUCCCUCGGACACGAACUGCUCGUAUCUGUUCCUGGCCGAGGCCAAUGAGCAGGUGACGAUUGUGUUCGAUCACUUCAAGAUCAAGGCGGACAACAAUGCAAAUGCCACGGCUGGAGCGUAUGGUUCGGGCGCCUGCUUUGAGGAUUGGCUGGAGAUGUAUGUCGUCUAUCGGGACAACAACGAUCGCCUGCUGGGCCGCUACUGUGGCCUGACAGCACCCGGACCCGUCGAGAGCCCCCGCGGCGCUGUGGGGCUGCGCAUUACGCUGCACACCGACCAGGAGAGUGUGGCCAGUGGCUUCAAGGCGCGCUACUUCUUCGAGUCGGCCAAAUCGGAUGCCGGGGACUGCGGCGGCAACUUCAGCAAUGAGGACUCGGGCAUCAUCACCUCCCCCAACUGGCCGGCGGGCUACAAGGCGCCUGGUCGUGGCCUGGCCUCCAAUGCCUGCAAUUGGGUGAUGACCGCUCGACCCGGCUACAAGUUGUCCAUUCACUUUGAGCAGUUCGGUCUCGAAGGAGAUCCAGCAAAUCGCGGCUGUCCUGCAGCUGUGCUGAGACUGUGGAUGAAUGUGGACUCUGACCAACCGCCGAUGGAGCUGUGCGGCGAGAAGCCGCCCAUCGAGUACUGGCACUACACCUCCACGGGCCAGACGGCGCGCAUCAGUUUCACCACCAGCGACAAGACCGUAGGUGCACAGGGCUUUCGCAUUGUGUGGACUGAGAUACAGGACUCGGGUCCGGGUCCGCCAUCUGUGGGCCUGCACUGCGAGUCCACGUACCACUUUCAGUGCGGCGCCGGCUACUGCAUCUCGGACAAGCUGCGGUGUGACGGUGUCAAGAACUGCGGUCCCGGCGACGAUAGUGACGAAUUGCACUGUACCACGGAAGCGGCCGAGGCGGAUCACGACGUUCUAAUUAUAAUAACACUAAUCGUCGUCUUGUCCCUAAUCUGUCUCCUAUGCACACUCUGUCACUCCAGAAGAAACCGUAGGAACCAUGUGCGCCAAUUAGGACUACAUCGGAAUGCGCACUACGACUCACAGACCAGUGCAACGGCGGGUCUCAGCUCCAGUCGGAGGCAUUUGCAGAGUGGCGGGGCUAGCAUAGCGGGCAGUUUGCAUGGCAUCAAUAGCGGUAAUCUGAUCAUACCACCCGCCCCAUUGCCACCGACGAGUGUGCCACCGCCGCCACACAUAUGCAUUGCCGGUGUGGACAUGGGACACGGCCUGAUGUCCAACGGGGAGGAUGACGACGAUGAUGAUAUGGACUUGGACGAGGACGAUCUGGUUGCGGACAUCUUCAUCAACGAUGUGCAUUUCGAUGAGGACAACAUUGAUCAUGUCAACCAAAUGGCGAACGUUUAACGAUGGUUUAGAGCAUUUUUAGGCAUUUUUAUCGUGACUUUCAGUUUCGGUUUUAAGACGCAUUUAGACUAAGGCUAACUAGGUAAAUGGCGAACAUAAGAGCAACUUUGCAGAGCAAGUGAAGUAGUUUUACGUACAUAUAGUGCAUACACUGGUACGCAGAUACACAGAGAAACAUACGUACACACGGACACGUGGACAAGAUAAACGAUAACUGGACAGAACAGAGAACAGAAAACAUAAACAGAAACAGAAACAGUAAUUCAAAAGUUAACAAUACCUAAAAGACAAGAAAUUAUGCAAAAAUGCGAAUUGAUUAAGACAUAAAUUUAAUGAGCAAGCCAAGCGCGAAGGAGUAGUAGAAAUUAGAGGAUGGUGAAGAAAAAAAAAGUAGUGCGAAAAUGUUGUAGUUGCGAUUAACAAGAGAUUAGCCGGGCGCGUUUCAAUAGCAGAAAGUAAAACGAAGGAUGGGAGGGAAGGAAGUAACAAACAAAUAAUAGCUACAUUUAAAUAUACUAUAUUAUACAUACACAUAGCGAAAUACGUAUGGCAGGAGAAUGUGAAAGAGCGGAGGAGACGGACAGUAGGAGUGUAAAAAGCGGGAAUUAGAGGAAGUGCCGGAAGUACGAUCAUUUUCAUAGCCACAAGAGACCGCAGACAAGGGGAAACCAAAACAAAAACCAAAAAAUAAAUAAAAAUAAAGUUGUUGAUUUUUAUAUUUGAUACGAGUAAUAUUUAGGUAAAGCAUAAAUUGAAUUAAUUAUACAACAAAUGCGAGACGAUGGAGCGUAGGCGCAAAAUAAAUGAAUACACAUUCUCGCGAACCGAUAGAUAAACCAAUACAGAAUAGAGGCAGCAGCAAAACACACACUAAAGGGCAUAAAACAAUAAUAAUUAACUACCUAAACAUAUGCGCAUGACAUGACUCCUUAUUUACACAUUUUGUACGUACAACAAAGCUUCGACACUUGAAGGCUACACACAAAUCAAACAAACAUACAAAACAAUGAAACAAAGAAACAAAAACCGCAGUGGCAAGAGACGAGCGAAAAAUGCAUAAAUAAAAAAAGAAUUAGUGACUAUCAAAACUGUAUCUUCCAGCAAAGAAUAAAAGCGCAGAGUUAAAUAAAGCUAGAUCGAGGAGUUUAUAAGCGAAGCAAAUUAAAUAAAAACAUUAAUUAGCGGCCCCAAAAAAAUGGUAAA